AUGGCAUAUUAGCAUGACGAAUAGAUAUUAACAACAUCGAUAAGAAAGGAUAAAUUCUGAUUGGAAGUUGGUGAUUUUUUUGUUGUUGUUGUUUUGUUUCUAAUUUGGAAAUAUUGGAGCCAUUUUUAUUAUGAGAAUGAGAAUGUUGUUGAUGGGGGAUAUCAAUCAGUUAGUUGUUUUGUUUUAUUUUUUUUUCUUCUCUUUCAUUCUAAUACGUACGCACAAACAUGAUCACAUACACGCACACACACAAAAAUAACUCCAAUAAUAAUAAUAAUGAUAUUUUCUAUUUAAGAUAUUAAUCAUAUUAAUAAUUCUUUAUAAAAUAAUUAAUAUAAUAUUUCUGAUUAUAUUUGUAAUUCUUUUUAUUUAUUUGUUUGUUUGUGUGUCUGUGUAUGUGUAAGUGCGUGUGUGUGAGUGUGAAUGUGAGUGUCUGUGAUUGAAACUGACUAUAAAUAAAAAAACACAGAGAUUUAACGUUGAUUUAUUUUACAAAAUGAUCAUUAUAACAGAACAUGGAUCAUUAUAAUAUUGAAUCCUAUUUUUAAAAAAAAUAUUUUUCUUAAUUUUUAUAUUCAAACAACAAUACUACUGAUAAUACUACUAAUAUUCAAUUUCAAAAUAUUCAAGAUGAUUUCACACAGAAAUUGAACAUUGAUCUCUUUAAUAAAUUCAUCAUUAUAACACAAUAUGGAUCAUUAUCAUAUUAAAUAAUCAACAUUAUAUUUUUCUUAAGUUUUUUUUUGUAUUCAAACAACAAUACUACUGAUUAUACUACUAAUAACCAAUUCAAAAAUUAUUCAAAAUGAUUUCACAUAGAGAUUAAACAUUAAUUUCUUUUAUAAAUUGAUCAUUAUAACACAAUAUGGAUUAUUAUAAUAUUAAAUAAUCAACAUUAUAUUUUGGAUUAAAACAAUAAUACUACUACUAAUAUACAAUGAUUUCAUUCUUAUAUCAUUAUCAUCAAUUUUUUAAACAUUUAUUAUUUAAUUAUUUAUUAAUUAUUAUAUUUAUAAUGAAACAAUUAAUUUAUGCUAAACAUACUACUGAUAAUUAUUCAACUAUAAUUCAUUCUAAUAAAGGAAUAUCUAUUAUUAAAUGGGAAUUUCAUGAAUUUUCUAUACAUAUAACUGUAAUGUUAUUUUUAAUGAUAUUAAUAUGUUUAAAAUUAGCUUAUCAUUAUAUUCCAUAUAUAUCAUCUUAUAUACCUGAAUCAUUAUUAUUAAUUUUAAUUGGUAUUACAUUUGGUAGUAUUGUAUUUUAUAAAAUUGAAAAUUAUACCAUUGAUAAUACUGUAUGGAAAUUUACACCCUCUUUAUUUUCAUAUUAUUUAUUACCCCCUAUUAUAUUACAAUCAUCAUAUGAAUUAUAUAAUAGAAUAUUUAGUGAAUAUUUAGGUGUUAUAUUAAUAUUUUCUAUAAUUGGUACAAUAUGUAAUUUUUUAUUAAUUGGUUUUAUUAUGUAUGGUAUCUAUGCUAUAGGAGGAUUUGGACAACCACAAUUAAAUAUGGAUAUUAAAACAUUUUUAUUAUUUAGUUCAUUAAUAGUUGCCGUGGAUCCUGUUGCUGUAUUAGCUAUUUUUCAAGAUAUUGGUGUUGAAUUAAGUUUAUAUUAUAUUGUAUUUGGUGAAUCAUUAUUUAAUGAUGCAAUUACAAUUGUAUUAAAUAAUAUAAUGAUUGUAUUUAAUAAUAAUGAACAAUUAAGUAGUAUACAAAUUUUUAUUGGAAUUGUAUCAUUUUUUACUGUUAGUUUUGGUGGUUUAUUUAUUGGUGUUAUAUUUGGUAUUAUAACAUGUUUAAUUACAAGAAUACGUAGUCAUUUAUCUGUAUUUACAAUAUUAUUAUUAGCAUAUUUUUCAUAUAUUAUUGCUGAUUGUAUUGGUUGGUCUGGUAUUAUAUCAAUGAUUGGUUGUGGUCUUAUACAAGCUGCUUAUGCAUUUCAUAAUAUUGGUGAAAAAUAUGUAAAAAGUUUACAUUUAAUAACUAAAAUUUUAGCUGAAGUUAGUGAAGCUGUCAUUUUUUUAUUUUUAGGUAUUCAAGUUAUAUCAUAUAAGUUAGAAUGGCAUACUGGUUUUAUUAUAUGGGGUCUUAUAUUAUGUUUAUUAUCACGUACUAUAGUGAUAUUUUGUAUAACAGCUAUUGUAAAUUAUGUUAAUAUUGAUGAAACUAAAAUAACUAUAUCUCAACAAAUUAUAUUAAUUUAUGGAGGAUUACGUGGUGCUGUAGCAUUUGCAUUAGCAGUACUUAUACCAGAAGAUAUAUUUCCAAUGAAUGGAAUCUAUCAUAAAAAUGUCAUAGUAACUACAACAUUAUUUAUUAUAUUAUUUACUGUUGGAUUUAUGGGUAUUACUAUUAAACCAUUAAUGAAAUUAUUAAAAAUACGUAAAAAAGAUCAUGAAAAAUUAAGUUUAUUUCAUAUAUUAAAUAAAAAUAUUAUUGAUCAAACAUUAACUGGUAUUGAAAUAAUAAUCGGAUCUAAAGGACGUAAUGCUAUAAGAGAAUUUUUUAUACAUAUUGAUCAAAAAUAUAUACGACAUAUUUUACAACGUAAUCCGGAACGGUAUGAUGAAAAGAUAUUAAAAGUCUAUGAAAAUAUUGCCUUAAAAUUACUCUUAGCAACAACACAUCCAUCUGAUAUAGACAAUAUAUUAAAAAAUAUACCAGAAUCAUUAAAAUUUAAUCCUAAUUCUAAAAAUAAUAUAAUACCAAAUGUAUAUAAUAGUUCAACACAAGAAUGGAUUAUACGGAAUAAUCUUUCAAUUAUACCAAUUGAUGAUAUUGAUGAUGAUUAUAAUGGUAAUCUUAAUCAUGUUGAUGAUCGUGAUCAUGAUCAUGAUGGUGGUGAUGAUGAUGAUGAUGAUGAUGGAGGUACAUUUGGUGGAGGUUCUUUUAUAUCAGCUGAACAAAUGAUGACAAUGAAUAUGAAUAAAAAACAAUAUACAAAAAUUUCAAUGAAUACUAAUGAUAUAUUAUUUGAUCAAUUAUCACAUAAUAAUCAAUUUAGUAUCUAUGCUUCAAAUUCUAAACGUAAAGGUCAAUUAGAUUUAAAUGAAGCAUUUAAUGAUUUAUUAAAAUAUCGUAUAGAAACUAUUAAACAUCAAUUGCCAUUAGAUAACACCAACACCAAGAAUAAUAAUAAUAAUAAUAUUGAAAUGGGUAUCAAUCAUUAUAAACAUACAACUAAAAUGGAUCAUAUAGAUCAACCAAAACUUGAAGAAUUUAAACAAACAGAACAAUUGAAUAUUGAACAUAAUGAAAAUAAGGAUACUAUUCAAAGUAAAGAAGAUACUGAUGAAAAAAAUUAUCAUAUUGAACAAUAUAAUCAACAUGCUACACAUUCAUUACAACUUGAUAUUAGAGAUUAUCGAAAAAGACGAGAUUUGAGAAAGGAUAUUGAAUAGUGUAUUAUUAGAAUAGUAUGAUUCUAACAAUUGAGAUUAUUAUUACUAAUCCUUACUAUUUCUAUUUUGUAACUUAUGUACAGAAUAUCAGAGAAAUAAAGAUUCUUUUCUAUUUGU
Schistosoma rodhaini is the source of this 3517-nucleotide messenger RNA. The record is from the annotation of a GenBank genome assembly. NCBI's taxonomy places the organism in Eukaryota, Metazoa, Platyhelminthes, Trematoda, Strigeidida, Schistosomatidae.